Molecule: messenger RNA, 953 nt
Organism: Capsaspora owczarzaki ATCC 30864
Lineage: Eukaryota; Filasterea; Ministeriida; Capsasporidae
Exons: 5
Coding region: 134-880 (248 amino acids)
Molecular function (GO): peptidyl-tRNA hydrolase activity
Source: RefSeq, a predicted model, not a curated record
ACUUUUCUUUCGUUUCCGUGUCUCUCUCUCCUUCUGCUCGGUGCUCCUGCUCGUCGCUCAACCACCUCCAUUUUUUUUUCUCAUCCGCUUCACCAAUCAAUCUGAUCUCGCCAUCCAUCGUCACAACUCAUCGAUGCAGACUGCAAAGCACAUGAUCGUCGGGCUUGGCAAUCCGGGCGCGCAGUACGCAGGGACGCGGCACAAUGCAGGCGAGCUGUUUGUCAACCACCUGGCAAUGCUGGCCGGCGUCCGCUUUGCCAAGAUUGGGCAGGCGGGCGAGGCAGCCACCAUUCCGUCGCUCCUCGAGCUCAUCCAGAUUGCUGGCGUCAGGAUCCCCGCGCCGCCUCGGGUCAACAAGCAGCCUCGUCUUGCACCGCUGCUCGUCAAGACCGCUGCUGCUGCAGGCGAUGCAGUCCACAGCCCCGCUGGUUUGCAACCGACUUCCCCCCUUGCUUCACCACCAGUCACCCCACCGGUCUCUCCGCCAGCACUCGCGGAUGUUGCGGUUGUCUUGUUCAAGCCAUCUUCAUUUAUGAACGAAUGCGGAGGCAAUGUCGCAUCUGCAGCCAAGCACUUUGCCAUCAAGCCACAUCAAAUGCUGCUUGCGCACGAUUGUCUAGAGCUGAAUCUUGCCGAAUUCAAACUCAAGGCUGGUGGCAGCGCAAAGGGGCACAACGGCGUGCGGUCGAUCGGGCAGCGUGUUUCGCUCGAGAUUCCACGACUUCGCAUCGGGAUUGGUCGUCCCAGCGGAGGCGAUGUGGGUGACUUUGUGUUGAAGAAGUUUCGCUCUGACGAGCUGGCACGGCUGAAUGACGGGUGGGGAGAAGCCACCACACUCGCGCUCCUCCAGCUUUUGCCCAAAGCACCAACCGCCGCGUAACUGCCCUCUCAAUUCUCGUUAAAACAUUCUGUUAAAUGAUUGCUAAUUCUUGAUAUUCCAUGAUAAACUAUUU